CUGGAGUUUCACACACAACUGUAGUCAGUCUUGGAAUCUGAGCGCUGCCAAGAGGCCAGUACAGAAGCCAGCAUCGUACUUCCAUGAGGAUGACAUGCUCUCAGAUGAGCACAGGAGUCUGUUUUGUUAAGGGAAUCAAAGGAGGAUCAAAGUCAAUUCUACAAUGUCAGGGUUGCUGAUGUUGCCAUCUACAUCACUUUUAAUUCAGCACUGCCCUCCCUUCUUAGCUUAUUAAUAAGGAGUCACUGCCGUUGUGCCGAUCGAUUGGCUGCAAUGAUAAUGAAUCACUUCCUCUGGCUGCUUUCACUGGUCUUUCCGCAUCUGAGCUCUCCAGUCAUAUUGCUCGAGAGGAGUGAUGGGAAUCUCUUUCACUUGAACCAUCUGAUUAAAGGAGAUAAACUGGUGCUGCACAGAUCCAAAAGGGACUGGAUGUGGAGGCAGUUCUUCUUGUCGGAGGAAUACAUGGGAAGUAACUAUCAGUACGUCGGCAAGCUUCGCUCAGACAAAGACAGAGGGGAUGGAACUGCCCGAUACAUUCUCUCUGGGGAAGGAGCAGGCACAGUUUUUCGUAUUGAUGAGAAUUCUGGGGAUUUACAUGCUACACAGAGACUGGACAGAGAGGAAAAGGCCUCUUAUACACUGCAGGCCCAGGCUUUCAACAAGAUCACGGGGCUCCCUCUGGAGCCUGCCACUGAAUUCAUUGUCAAGAUACAUGACAUUAAUGACAAUGAGCCCAAAUUUACCAAGGUUGUCUACACUGCCAGUGUACCUGAAAUGUCAGAUGUCGGUACUUUUGUAAUAGAAGUCAAUGCCACUGAUGCAGAUGAUGCCACAUACGGGAACAGUGCCAAACUAGUGUACAGCAUCCUGCAAGGGCAGCCCUACUUCUCUGUGGAACCUGAGACAGGAAUUGUCAGAAUAGCCCUUUCCAAUAUGGACCGAGAACUGCGGAAUGAGUAUCAUGUGGUUAUACAAGCCAAAGACAUGGCAGGACAGAUGGGUGGUCUGUCUGGAACCACCAUGGUCAACGUCACCCUUACAGAUGUUAACGACAGCCCGCCACGUUUUGCAUACAGUUCUUACCACCUAAGCACUUAUGAGUCAGCAGAAAUCGGAUCAACUGUUGGACGAAUUAAAGCCAAUGAUGGUGAUGAGGGAGAAAAUGCUGAAAUGAAAUACAGAAUUGUAGAUGGAGAUGGCAAAGAAUAUCUUGAUAUAAUAACAGAUGAGAUGACUCAAGAGGGUGUUAUCGUUGUCAAAAAGAAAUUGGACUAUGAAAGCAAGCGUGUUUACACAGUGAAAGUGGAGGUGACUAACACACACCAGGACCCUAACUUCGCUGUUCUGGGCCCAUUCUUAGACACAGCCAUCGUCAAGGUCACGGCCAAAGAUGUAGAUGAGCCUCCUGUCUUCAGCAGACCUCAGUUUGUCUUUGAGGUCAAUGAGGACACACCAAAAGGAAUAGCAAUUGGAACUAUUACAGCCUGGGACCCUGAUGCCACACAUUACCCAAUCAAAUAUGCAAUAGAUCAACACACAGACCCAGAGAGACUCUACCACAUCGACCCCAAGAAUGGAUCCAUCACAAUUAUUAAAUCUCUUGACAGGGAAGUGUCAACGUGGCACAACAUCUCAGUCCUGGCCAGUGAAAUGAAUAACCCUCAUCAAAGAAGCCGUGUUCCUGUAUUGAUAAAGGUUUUGGAUGUGAAUGACAAUGCGCCAGAAUUUGCCAUGAUUUAUGAGACAUUUGUGUGUGAGAAUGUCAGAGCAGGGCAGCACAUACAGACUAUCAGUGCCAUCGACACAGACGAUCCUCUUGUGGGUCAUAAAUUUGUAUUCAGCUUGAGUUCAAUGAAUCCAAACUUCACCGUCUUUGAUAAUGAAGAUAACACAGCCAGAAUCCUGACCAGAAGAAGUGGAUUUAACAGGCGUGAAAUGAGUGUCUACUAUCUGCCAGUAGUUAUCUCCGACAGCGACUACCCCAUCCAGAGCAGCACCAGCACGUUGACCAUUCGUGUGUGCAGUUGUGAUGCCACCGGCAACAUGCGCUCCUGCAUUGUCGACGCGUUGCUGCUCUCUGCUGGUCUCAGCACUGGGGCGCUAGUGGCGAUACUUCUCUGCAUUCUCAUCCUGCUUAUGAUUGUGGUGCUGUUCUCAGCUCUAAGGAAGCAGAGGAGGAAGGAACCGCUGAUCAUCUCCAAAGAGGACGUCAGGGAUAAUGUAGUCAGCUACAAUGACGAAGGUGGCGGCGAGGAGGACACGCAGGCCUUUGACAUCGGCACGCUGCGCCACCCAGAGGUGAUCGAAAGCAACAAGCUGCGUCGCGACAUCAUCCCAGAGAUGCUGUUUCCCUAUCACAGACCUUCACCCAUGAAGGAGUGCGCAGAUGUCAGAGACUUCAUUAUAAGCAGACUGCAAGAAAAUGACACAGACCCUUCCGCGCCUCCCUAUGACUCUCUCGCCACUUACGCAUAUGAGGGCAAUGGAUCAAUUGCUGAGUCACUGAGCUCUCUGGAGUCUUCUGUGACUGAGGGAGACCAUGAAUAUGAUUACCUCUCUAACUGGGGCCCGCAGUUUAAAAAGCUUGCUGAAAUGUACAUCGGGAAGGAUACGGGAGUUGCCAACUAGGCUGCCGUUCAAUGACAUUCAUAUUCUCUGUAUGUACGCUCAGAUCUCACGCUGUGCUCUGAGGCAUAACUUGAAAGAAAGAAAGAAAGAAAGAAAGAAAGACAAGGAUACUUCACAAGUCCUCUUUCUUUUGUUUUCUACCAACAUAAGCUGAAUUUCACUUUUAUGAUGGAUUUUUUUUUGUGGACGGUGUUGUGGUAAGGUGAUUUUAUGUUAAUAGGAGAAGUGAUUGUGAUUUAGAUUUUUGUUCAUAAAAAAACAAAACAAAAAACAAACCUUAACUGAGGAGCAAAAAGAAUGGAUGAUUUUGUGACUUUCAAUACAUGGACAGU
This is a messenger RNA of Carassius carassius (crucian carp), 2960 nucleotides long. Its product is annotated as cadherin-10-like. Gene Ontology annotation, biological process: calcium-dependent cell-cell adhesion; cell-cell junction assembly; cell morphogenesis. The coding region runs from base 274 to 2628 and encodes 784 amino acids. The transcript has 12 exons. The record is from RefSeq and is a predicted model, not a curated record. Gene Ontology annotation, cellular component: adherens junction; plasma membrane; catenin complex. NCBI's taxonomy places the organism in Eukaryota, Metazoa, Chordata, Actinopteri, Cypriniformes, Cyprinidae. Gene Ontology annotation, molecular function: cadherin binding; calcium ion binding.